AUGUCACCAAGUACAAAGAAUCUAGAAGCACGGCGCCAACCCUCAUUGGUGACACGAGGGGCUUCUUCUGCGAUAAUGGCCCUUCCUCACGAGCUCGCUAUUCAUAAUUGCUUAGCAAUAUCCUGGGCGAGGAAACAGACACCUUCUGUUUCUCCCAUUCCGAGUGGUAGGGUCUGCGAGGAUAUCCCUUUUCUCAGCUUCCCUUUUCUCAGCUUCCGAACACUUUCUGAACCAGUUCUGGGACGAAACUGCGAUGUUGAACGCGUCAUUGGCGCCACAGGCGAUGAUGGACCCGUUGAAUGGACUACUGUACUUGAAGUAGCAGGGCAAAGGAUAUCUGCAUGCUGUUCACUGCAUCAGACCAACGCCUACUUUCAAUCAAUGCUUCAUUAUCUAUAUAUAUCCUUAGUCCUUCCUUCACUGCAAUAG
Messenger RNA from Yarrowia lipolytica CLIB122, 429 nucleotides. NCBI's taxonomy places the organism in Eukaryota, Fungi, Ascomycota, Dipodascomycetes, Dipodascales. The record is from RefSeq and is a predicted model, not a curated record.